Messenger RNA from Myxocyprinus asiaticus (Chinese sucker), 1595 nucleotides. RefSeq names its product solute carrier family 35 member F2 (gene slc35f2). Gene Ontology annotation, molecular function: transmembrane transporter activity. The record is from RefSeq and is a predicted model, not a curated record. Gene Ontology annotation, cellular component: membrane. Gene Ontology annotation, biological process: transmembrane transport. NCBI's taxonomy places the organism in Eukaryota, Metazoa, Chordata, Actinopteri, Cypriniformes, Catostomidae. Bases 175 to 1374 code for a protein of 399 amino acids. The transcript is spliced from 9 exons.
UUAAAAUUGACCGAAGGUUUUAUGAUUCCUCGUGUUCAUUUAAAGAUGGUACUAUCCGUGUUUAGAUGCCCACACUAAAAUGACUGUUUGUUGUUUCUAAGACUGUUCGUAAACUAUGGAUACGAGCCUAUUCAGGUGCUUUCUUGUAAUAUUCCAGGGCUGUGUGUGUAAAAUAUGGAUCGUGAAGCUGGGGAGGACCCCUCUAAAUGUGGAAGCUUGAGAGCUCUCAGCCGCUACGGUAGAUUCCUUUGUGGUCAACAGAAUCUCACACUGAAAGAUGUGUUUACAUGGCAGCUCUUCAAAACUAUUGCAAUGGGUCAAGCCUUGUCAAUGCUGAUAUGUGGGACAGCAGUCACAUGCCAGUAUCUGGCAGAUGCUGGGGUAGAGACACCAAUGCUGCAAAGCUUCCUCAAUUACACCUUGCUGCUGCUCACCUAUACUUUAGCUCUGGCCUUCAGGAAAGGGGAAAGCAAUAUUUUUCAAAUUCUAAAAACAAAGUGGUGGAAGUAUUUUCUGGUUGCUCUUACGGAUGUGGAAGCCAACUACACUGUUGUGAAGGCAUACCAGUUCACUACCCUUACAAGUAUACAGCUGUUGGACUGCUUUGUAAUCCCAGUUCUAAUGGUGCUCUCAUGGAUCUUCUUGAAGACCCACUAUAGGCCAUUGCAUUUUGUAGCUGUGGCUGUGUGCUUGCUUGGGGUUGGGGCAAUGGUGGGAGCAGAUCUUCUGGCUGGAAGAGAUCAAGGCUCAAGUAGUCAUGUAUUGUUGGGGGAUGGACUGGUGUUGGUCAGUGCUGCUCUGUAUGCUGUGUCUAAUCUCUGUCAGGAAUACACAGUGAAGAAUCUGAGCAGGGUUGAGUUCUUGGGCAUGAUGGGAUUGUUUGGCACCAUCAUCAGUGGUGUGCAGAUGGCUAUAUUUGAAUACAAAGCUAUACCUGUCAUCAUUUGGGACUGGAGAAUAUGUCUGUUCUUUGUUGCUUAUACCCUGUGCAUGUAUGGGCUGUACAGUUUCAUGCCUGUAGUGGUUAAGAUGACGAGUGCCACAGCAGUGAACCUCUCCUUGCUGACUGCCGACCUCUUCAGCCUCUUCUGUGGCAUGUUCCUUUUUCACUUUAGUUUCUCAAGCCUGUAUAUUGUGUCUUUUGUGGUGAUCACCCUUGGUUUUAUCACGUUCAACGUUGUACCGACUUACACAGCAGAUCAGUCACAUUCCACCAUUGAGGGGGCGUACCAUCUUGCUUCAUCUGGGGAUACCCAACAAGAUGAAGACGUUGCAGUGGAUUGGCUGCAGAAGGAAGGACAUUGGACAGAGUGCAGUCCCACAGAACCUUGCAAUGGACUCUGUACUCUGACAUACCAAAGCUCUACGACGUAGAUUUUCUUAUCAUUUGUUUGCCAAAGUCAGUGUUUGAUCUAUUAUUUUUAAUGGAUUCACUUUUUUUUUUUUUUUUUAUUUACACAUUUAUGCUUAAAUGUUAUUGAGUUGAAAAGAUUCUACUUGUUAUAGUCAUUUCCAGUUUUUAUAUAAUUUUUUUUUUUUUUCCCCCCACAUUAUAAUAAGGCUAAAUAAAAGACAGAAUAGUUUUGACCAUUAAA